AUGACGAGAGUGACUGCCCCAAUCGCCAAGCUCACCCGCUCCCUGAGCACCACCGCCUCGGCCCCUCGCCCGAGCCAUCUCCUCAAUGCCUCCAAGACGGCCUCUGCCCGUGUCCGGCAAGAACUAGAGCAGACUGUCGAUGGCAGGAGUAGUGACACAUCAAGUACUACCCGCGGCAUAACCACCUCCCACCGGCCCGUGCCAUCGCCCACCCGCACCAUCCCUCUGAUGCAGACCUUCCACUCGUCGCCCGGCCAGUCCGCCCGCCUCGACACCAGCUCCAUCGACUACGCCGUGCUGCCCUCCACCGCGCAGCUCUACGGCGACAACGCGGCCGCCGACUCGUUCGCCCGCAUGCGCGUCCCCCUCCUGCCCGACAACUACAACCCGGACCGCAGCCACCUCGUCGCCGAGGAGCCGGACGCCCCGCUCGCCGAGCCGGAGAUCCGCAUCGUCGCCGCCGACCCGGCCAAGGUGCUGCCCGCCGCGCUGACCGAGGUCGAGGGCUUCGGCGUCGAUGGUGUUGAGCUCAAGUGGGCGCACGAGGCGGAGCCAGCCGCUGGUGCUCAGCACGCCGAGGGCGGCAUGCUGAGGGAUCUGUGGAAGGGCCUGGUCGACGAUGUCUUUGGCGAGAACAAGGCCAAGCCUGCUCUGUAG
Phaeoacremonium minimum UCRPA7 is the source of this 657-nucleotide messenger RNA. RefSeq lists its product as hypothetical. The record is from RefSeq and is a predicted model, not a curated record. The coding region runs from base 1 to 657 and encodes 218 amino acids. The transcript is spliced from 2 exons. NCBI's taxonomy places the organism in Eukaryota, Fungi, Ascomycota, Sordariomycetes, Togniniales, Togniniaceae.